CUUCACGGGGAGGGGCGUGUCAGAUUCCAAGAGAGGAGAGAGAGAGAGAGAGAAAGAGAGAGAGUGGGAUAGAGGGGCGCUGUGUUACAUUGCAAAGCCUUUGCAAAGAUGGGGGAUGACAAGCCUUUUGUGUGCAGCGCUCCUGGCUGUGGGCAGAGGUUUACUAAUGAGGACCACCUGGCUGUCCACAAACACAAACAUCAAAUGACGCUGAAUUUCGGACCCGCCAGAACGGACUCGGUCAUCAUUGCAGACCAGACGCCGACUCCCACUCGUUUCCUGAAAAACUGUGAAGAGGUGGGCCUUUUCAAUGAGCUGGCCAGCUCGUUCGAGCAGGAGUUCCCUAAAGGCCAGGAAGAUGAGGACAAGAGGGCCAAGAACCCGUUGCCGGCUCCUAAUUCGGGAGCACUAGACAUGAGUUUGCAGACGCCUUCAGACGUUAAGGUGAAGGAGGAGGACCCCGUGGAGGUGGAUUCCUCUCCUCCUGACAGUCCUGACUCCUUCUCCAGCAUGUCAGAUAGCAGCAGAGAGCCCAUAGGCAGACGACAGGAUUCUCCUCCAAAGCCUGCCUUCAGUUCGGCUCCCACCCCUGCCAUAGUGCGUCCUGGCUCUCUCCCCCUGCACCUGGGUUAUGACGCCCUACAGCCCACCAUGCCCUCCCCUACCUCUGUCAUCACACAUACCCCACCAUCCAACCGCACACUGGGGUCUCCCACAGUGCCGUACCCAAUGAUGAUGUUUCCCAAUGGUCAAACUGUUCCCGUGCUUCCAGGUCCUAUGCAGAUGCCCUCUGUAAUAUCUCUGGCGAGGCCCCUGUGUAUGGUGCCUAAAGACAAGGAUUCUGCCUUAUGAAUCACACGAGUGCCUCUUUUUAAGUUAUCCUCGCUCCAUGUCGCUGGCCACCUAUCGCAUUCAGGCGUCUGUCAGGAGAUGUUAAAAGCUUUAUCUGUAUCAUCAGUCCUGAGGUAAUGAAUUAACAAUAAUGCCUUUAAACAGCCAGAGAGCACUGCCCUUUAUUUUGAGCAUAUUCUAUACUGCCACCUGGAUGUAAUAGGGUGCUAUUACAUCAAAUUAGAAGGCAGCAGGGACAAAUCUACUGUUGUUUGAAUGGUUUUACCUGUACCUGAUGUUUAUCCAAACACACGGUCUUGUCUUUUUUACACGAUAUCGGACACUUUCAAAAUGAAGGCAGCAUAUAAACAAGGGACUAAGAUGUACUGUUUGCUCAGUAUAUGUAACUUGAAUUCUCAUUCAUAUUUUUUUUUCUGUCAUUAUUUGCAGUUUGGGGUAUUUUUCUGUUUGGUGUCUCAGAGAUUGUCAGGUUUUCUUUCAAACAGAAUAUCAAACUUACCACUUGACCGAUAUCUCAUGAAUGACUCCUGGUUUAAGUGUUGAUUUCUCCUGGCUUUUCUGUUAUAUUAUGUGCUGGCACUGUAAUUGUUCAGCAGAACCCAUGUAGAGGAUUGUUGACCUGAAAUGAGCAGAAUGGAGAAUUUUUAGCUUCACUGGCACUUUUUUAUUUUUUAAAACUUUGUUUUUUCAUUGUAUGCUGCCAGGACUAUAGAAAUAUCUAUAAUAAAUCUUUCUUUGUGUGUGUUGUAAGAUGUAAAAGUAGAAAUUCUUUUGUAGACUUUCUUUUCUCAUUCUCUUUUUGUUCUUCUAAUACUUUGUACUCAAAUAUUUGUAGUUAUUUUUACUUGUAAAGACUAAUAAGGAUGCCUUGAGACGGUCCCUGACUGAUUCCCCCCUCUCACUUUAAUCACUUUAAAGUAUACCAUGAUGUCUGUGUCUUGAUGGACUUAAUGUUCCAUUAUUCCAACAAAAUGCACAAAUAAUUUAUUAUGGAAUUAUUUCAUGCAAGUACAAUUGAAUGCAGUUUCCCUGAGAUGGUCAGACUGAACAAAACAAAAGUCAUUUAGAAUAGGAUGAUCUUAUAGGCUAAAGAAACAAUUAUAAAUGAUUGUUUACGAGUAUGUCUUUUAUGGGAAAUAGCCUCACUCCAAGCUGGACUGAUAAAAUUGUCCCUUGUAAUGUACAUAUGUGUACCAUAUAUAUUUACUAUUUUUCAUGCAUGUUGAAGUGAAAUACUCUGAACACAGUGCUGCAGUUUUGAUUAAACACAGAAAAAAAA
Pimephales promelas (fathead minnow) is the source of this 2131-nucleotide messenger RNA. NCBI's taxonomy places the organism in Eukaryota, Metazoa, Chordata, Actinopteri, Cypriniformes, Leuciscidae. The record is from RefSeq and is a predicted model, not a curated record.